AGAACUUACCUUCCGGAAAAGCUAAAAAGGUAGCAAAUAUCUGAUCUACCAUCUACUGCUCGAGGAGCUGGGCUGAAGGAUCCGCCUUUGCGCCUAUGCCCGCGUAUAAAAUCAGCAAAGCUGCCCUCAACGCGCUGACUGUGCAAUACGCACUGUCAUAUACAGAUGAGGGCUUUACAUUUAUGGCAAUUCAUCCAGGGUGGCUACGGACGGACAUGGGUGGCCAAGAUGCUGAUCUCUCGGUCGAGGAAGGGGCUACGGCUGUCUGGGAGAUGGUCUCUUCCUGCAUUCAAACACAAAAUGGCCAAUUCAUGAACAUUCACAUUCCUGGAUCUGAGAGAUAUACUGUGGGUAUCAUCCCCUGGUAGGAAGGCAUAUAAUAGACCUUUUUCUGUUUUAAUCAAUGAUCUUGUAUAUAUCGCACUGGUGAUGUUCCAACUCACCCACCAUCAAUGAUUAGAACCC
Aspergillus welwitschiae is the source of this 465-nucleotide messenger RNA. RefSeq lists its product as uncharacterized. NCBI's taxonomy places the organism in Eukaryota, Fungi, Ascomycota, Eurotiomycetes, Eurotiales, Aspergillaceae. Bases 96 to 368 code for a protein of 90 amino acids. The record is from RefSeq and is a predicted model, not a curated record. The transcript has 3 exons. Gene Ontology annotation, molecular function: oxidoreductase activity, acting on the CH-OH group of donors, NAD or NADP as acceptor.